GCGCUCACCAUUGGUCGGACACGUGUCUGGGGCGUUUCUCUGGGACUGCCCGGUUGUGUCCGGGUAAGAUGGCGUUGGAAGAGCAGUGCUCGGCACCACCUCGAUGGCGGUCCAUAUCUCUAACACACGUAGAGUUCCCGGAGGAUGAUCUGACGGGACAAGCGCUGGCCUACAUCAGCCUCCUGCCCGUAGCAAUUCUUGUAGGUUUUGUCACACUCAUAGUGUUUAAACGGGAACUGCACACGAUUUCCUUCUUUGGUGGUCUUAUCUUGAACGAAGGAGUGAACUGGCUGCUGAAGAACAUUCUCAGAGAGCCGCGCCCAUGUGCAGGGGCUCACUCAACCCUGUACUCAGAGUAUGGGAUGCCCUCCAGUCAUUCCCAGCUUAUCUGGUUCUUUGUUGUUUACUUCUUUCUAUUCCUUUAUUUAAGAAUGCAUCAAACGAACAAUGCUCGAUGUGUGGACCUACUGUGGAGGCACAUACUGUCCAUUAUCCUGUUGGGCAUGGCCUUAUCAGUCUCCUACAGCAGAGUCUACCUGUUGUACCACAGCUGGAGCCAGGUUUUCUAUGGCGGAGUGGCCGGUAGUACAAUUGGCAUAAUCUGGUUCUUUUUCACACAAGAGGUGCUGACACCAUUAUUCCCCAAAAUAGCAGCGUGGCCAAUAUCAGAGUACUUCCUGGUGCGAGACACAAGCCUGAUCCCCAACAUCUUAUGGUUUGAAUAUACAGUGACCAGAUCAGAGGCAAGGAACAGACAACGAAAGCUUGGAACAAAACUUCAGUGAUCUCCAGUUCUUUUGUGCAACUGAGUUUAGGACCACACGUACACACACGCAUCCUUAUCCACACAGACAUAAACAAACGCUCACUCGACAGAAACACACUGGAGAAGCAUCUUUUGGACUGACGCGGUUGCAAGGAGUAAAGGGCAAAAACACCGUUUACAGGUGGCGAAAGAGUGCCUGGACCUGGCCCGGAGCCUACAGCCUGAGCAAGUCCGUCCACACGCCUCUCCUUCUUGUACAGCUUGCCCUAAAUGCUCUUCAAUGCAUGCAAGACUGUGCAAGAGGCAUCCUAUUUAAUGAUAGAUUAAUAUAUAUAUUUUAACUAUAAACGCACGCUGACAGUAACAGUGUACUGUAAGAGAUUCAAGGAGCCGCAAAAGGAGGCUUUGGUCAAGUUUUAAACAAAGUGGUGGGCGUCAUUGCAGCAUGUAUUUAGUGAUUCCUUUUUUUAAUAUUCAGAUGGAUAGCUGGUGGGAGUAGGUGGGGAGGGGGGUUGGUUAUGGCUUUACUGGGGGGUAUGUAUGUGGAAUUAACAAUUUUUCAUUGUUAUAUAUAAAAGAUGAACAAUUUCUAAAAUUGGUUAUGAUGUAAUAUACAUAAAAAUUUGCACUUUGUGAAAUUUACAAGUGAAAAAAGAAAGACUAACACUAGUUAAAUGUUAAGGUCCUCCCCUUCUUUUCCCUCAUCGGUCUUUGCUUUGUGUCUAUGACUGUCAGUUCUAAUAUAUUAGACUCCAAAGCUGAUCUGCGAGCAGUGUAAAUUUAAUGUACCUUCUGUACUAUUGAGGUUGUGGCUUCUGUUCAUAUCCACGUUCGAUGGUUAUGAGACGGAAUCACAGCAGCAGGUUUGAGUUACUUUCGUUGUUGAACACGCUUUGGACUGAGAGGGUUUUUUCUUAAUGCCUCACACAGUAGCAGCCUGGGAACAGAAUUCUGGGAAUCAGUUUUCUUUUUUUAAAUUCCGUUUCUUAUCUUGUUUUCUGCUGUGGCAGGGAACAGUUUUCUUUUUACCUGCAUUUCCAAGAUAACAUUCCGUAUCAUUUAGUGAGGAAACAUAAUGACUGCUGAGGGGAUAUGUUUUCUUUUUGUAUUAUUUUUGAAGAAAGGAAAAACAAAAAAAAGCCUCAGGUCAGUCGUAGCAUGUGAUUAUGCUUAUUCCUCACAGCCUACGGCAGCUGAUAAUGGAAGCUGUCGAGUGGGGAUCUGAAGCUCAUUUAAAACUGUCAUAUCAUUUGCUCCACAAAGGGAAGUAGUUCUUUUAGAAUUUGAUUUUUUUUUUUUUUUCCAUGUGUAACCUAUAUCAGGCUGAAUAAAAAUGUGUUUAUGUAUAA
Messenger RNA from Acanthochromis polyacanthus (spiny chromis), 2115 nucleotides. RefSeq names its product dolichyldiphosphatase 1 (gene dolpp1). Bases 69 to 785 code for a protein of 238 amino acids. Gene Ontology annotation, cellular component: endoplasmic reticulum membrane; intracellular membrane-bounded organelle. The transcript is spliced from 8 exons. Gene Ontology annotation, biological process: protein N-linked glycosylation; lipid biosynthetic process. Gene Ontology annotation, molecular function: dolichyldiphosphatase activity. NCBI's taxonomy places the organism in Eukaryota, Metazoa, Chordata, Actinopteri, Pomacentridae. The record is from RefSeq and is a predicted model, not a curated record.